AUGAUUAUUGAUACAACAGAAGUACAAGAUAUCAAUUCUUUUUUCAGAUUGGAAUCUUUAAAGGAGGUCUAUGGAAUUCUAUGGGUAUUUGCCCCUAUCUUUACUCUUGUAUUGGGAAUCACCAUAAGUGUACUAGCAAUUGUAUGGUUAGAAAGAGAAAUAUCCGCAGGUAUACAACAGCGGAUUGGACCUGAAUACGCGGGUCCUUUGGGAGUUCUUCAAGCUCUAGCAGAUGGAACAAAACUACUUUUCAAAGAGAGUCUUAUUCCAUCUAGGGGAGAUACUCGUUUAUUCAGUAUCGGACCAUCCAUAUCAGUUAUAUCCAUUAUAAUAAGCUAUUCGGUAAUUCCUUUUGGAUAUAAUUUUGUUUUAUCCGAUCUCAAUAUCGGUGUUUUUUUAUGGAUUUCUAUUUCGAGUAUUGCUCCGAUUGGACUUCUUAUGUCAGGAUAUGGAUCAAAUAAUAAAUAUUCCUUUUUGGGUGGUCUACGAGCUGCUGCUCAAUCGAUUAGUUAUGAAAUACCAUUAACUCUAUGUGUGUUAUCAAUAUCUCUACUAACUAAUAGUUUAAGUACAGUUGAUAUAGUUGAUGCACAAUCAAAAUAUGGUUUUUUGGGGUGGAAUUUGUGGCGGCAACCUAUAGGUUUCGUCGUUUUUCUAAUUUCUUCCCUAGCAGAAUGUGAAAGAUUACCUUUUGAUUUACCAGAAGCGGAAGAAGAAUUAGUAGCGGGUUAUCAAACCGAAUAUUCGGGUAUCAAAUUUGGUUUAUUUUAUGUUGCUUCCUAUUUAAACCUAUUAAUUUCUUCAUUAUUUGUAACAGUUCUUUACUUGGGCGGUUCAAAUAUCUCUAUUCCGUACCUAUUAAUUUCUGAGUCUUUUGAAAUAACUAAAGCAUAUGGAGUUUUUGGAACUACAAUUGAUAUCUUUAUCACAUUAGCUAAAACUUAUUUGUUUUUGUUCCUUUCUAUCACAGCAAGAUGGACUUUGCCUAGGCUAAGAAUGGACCAAUUAUUAAAUCUUGGGUGGAAAUUUCUUUUACCUAUUUCUCUCGGCAAUCUAUUAUUAACAACUUCGUCUCAACUAUUUUCACUGUAA
Messenger RNA from Arachis duranensis, 1092 nucleotides. NCBI's taxonomy places the organism in Eukaryota, Viridiplantae, Streptophyta, Magnoliopsida, Fabales, Fabaceae. The record is from the annotation of a RefSeq genome assembly.